AUGUCUACCACUACGACAGAUCAAAAGCAACAACGCAUGUCAGAGCUAGAAGCAAUGACGCAGCGUAUUAUUCUCAGCAUGACUACUACCGUGACUACUACCGUGGCUACUCAUAUGGCUGCCAUGGAAGAAAGAAUAGUUACCAGAAUAGCUGAAGCCAGAUCAAGGCCUUCUUCACCUACCAUUCCGCUAUCUCAUUCAACUACUCAGUCAACUACUCAGCCAAGCACCAAGCCUGUCACUCAGCCUGUCACUCAGCCAAGCACCAAGCCUGUCACUCAGCCUGUCACUCAGCCAGCUCACCAAUCCACUCAGUCAGCCACUCUACCAGAGCACUCAGUUAAGCAAGAGGAGGAGCAAUGUGGAACAGAGAAUACUGCGGAGAGCACUGCGGAGAAAGCAAGCGGCAACAAGGCCACCAUCAUCAAGAACACGGCUCAACUCUCCAUGAUCCCACGUCAGGUCGCCACUCAGCAAGCGGAGAAUGACACUGCAAUUUGGCCUAUCAUCCCCACUGUAUUGAUGUGGUACAUCACUGCAAUGACGACGCAAGAGAAGGAUCUACUGCGACGGUCACAGCCAAAUCACUAUGGCUAUAGCAAUUGGACCUCUGCAGACAAGGAUCACAUCGGACGAUGCAUUUUUGGACGAAUUGAAACCCUUUCACUGCGGCAGGAGAUUUCGCGGGAUGCACACCACUAA
This is a messenger RNA of Letharia lupina, 702 nucleotides long. RefSeq lists its product as uncharacterized. The transcript has 2 exons. Bases 1 to 702 code for a protein of 233 amino acids. NCBI's taxonomy places the organism in Eukaryota, Fungi, Ascomycota, Lecanoromycetes, Lecanorales, Parmeliaceae. The record is from RefSeq and is a predicted model, not a curated record.